AGAAUAAAUAUUUUAGGCUUAUCAAAGAAACAGUCGCCAGAAGUAGUCAGCGAAACCGUUUACAUUGAACCUCGGGUGGGUUAGUGGAGUUAUACUGCAUCAAACGCCACCGUCUCCACUAAACGCGGUAAAAAGUGAAUCAUGCCAAAGCGUGGAAGGGGUGGAUCUUCAGGUGGAAAGUACCGGAUUUCUCUGGCUUUGCCCGUCGGGGCAGUAAUGAAUUGUGCUGAUAACAGUGGCGCCAAGAACCUGUAUGUGAUUGCCACAUUUGGUGUUCGUGGUCGCCUCAACCGUCUUCCCUCCGCAGCCACUGGUGAUCUUAUUGUCUGUUCUGUUAAGAAGGGAAAGCCAGAACUGCGUAAAAAAGUAUUGUAUGCCGUAGUUGUCAGACAGCGGAAAGCUUACAGACGGAAAAACGGAGUCUUCAUUUACUUCGAAGAUAAUGCCGGCGUUAUUGUGAAUAACAAAGGAGAAUUGAAAGGAUCUGCAAUUACUGGACCUGUAGCCAAGGAAUGUGCGGAUAUGUGGCCAAAGAUCGCAUCUACUGCCAGCUCUAUCCAUUAAUCAAUAAAAUAACUUCUGGCAUCGUAUCAGUUGUUUUUUCACUUGCUUUAACUGUGCAAUGCUCUAAGCUUUAGUUAACCGUGGAGUUUUAUGUAAGCGUGUGGAUGCAUGAUUCUUAUUAAUAAGUGACAGUAAAUUCAGAAGUCGAACGUCAUGGAGUGACCACUUUUGUAUGUACACUGAGAUGCUAUUUGGAAUAAUUUCACAGAAAGUUGACUAAAAGGCAUGAUAGCGAAGUGAUAAGUUGGUAAGGUUAUCAGUGGGAAUAUUUAUUUACAUAUCAUUCGACUUGCAUAUUUGGAUUAUAGUGAAGUUGCUGACGACUGGCAAAAUGAAAUGUACAUCGGUUUAUUAAGAAGCUGUUUGGUUAAGUCAUUAUAUAAGUUUCGUCUGAUAGAAGUAACAGGCCAUGAUGUGGCAGGUGAGUCGGUCUAUAGA
This is a messenger RNA of Trichobilharzia regenti, 1002 nucleotides long. The record is from the annotation of a GenBank genome assembly. Lineage: Eukaryota; Metazoa; Platyhelminthes; Trematoda; Strigeidida; Schistosomatidae.